UUGAGGACCCCUGGCCUAUACAUUCAUGGCGUAACCCAAGCUGCCUGUCAUCACUAAUGUCCCAAUGAGGACAGAUAGAGAGAGAUAGAGAUAAGGAGGAAGCUGCUAUUAGAAGUGACAGGGCUUCAAGUCAGACUUGAAUUUCUUGCAUCAAAGUUAAUUAUCAAUGGUACCCGCCUAUUAAAAAAAAAACCCAACCAUGUUUGGUCCUGCCCAGUAGUACCUGUUGCAAGGAAGUGAAAGAGAGGGUAAUUUUUUGUCUUCUCAGUUUUUUGUCUUCUCAGAGAGCUUGGGGUGAGCCUCCCUGGGUCAGAGCCUCCAGCUGUCUCAAGAGCCUGGGGUCCCCUCUCCUUCAAACCCUGGCACCAUGGGUGGCAUUAUGGACAUUUCCUUCAUGUACCGAUGGUUUAAGAAUCUUAAUCUGGUCCCAAACCUCUCCGACAAGUAUGUAUUCAUCACUGGCUGUGAUUCUGGCUUUGGGAACCUCCUAGCUCGGAAACUGGAUCAGCGAGGGAUGCGAGUGCUGGCUACCUGCUUCACUGAGGAGGGAGCCCAGGAACUUCGAAGGGCAUGCUCCCACCGGCUUCAGAUCACCUUUUUGGAUGUCACCAAGACAGAGAGCAUCAAGGCAGCGGCCCAAUGGGUGAAUGCCCAAGUGGGAGAUCGAGGGCUCUGGGGCCUGGUGAAUAAUGCUGGAGUGGGCCUACCCAGUGGCCCCAAUGAGUGGCUGACCAAGGAGGACUUUGCAAAAGUGAUAAAUGUGAACCUGAUAGGAAUGAUUGAGGUGACUCUGAACAUGCUUCCAAUGAUCAAGAGAGCCCGGGGCAGGGUCGUCAACAUGUCCAGCAGUGGGGGCCGCGUGGCAGUCAUUGGCGGUGGUUACUGCGUCUCCAAGUUUGGUGUGGAAGCCUUCUCUGAUAGCAUCAGGAGGGAGCUCUAUUAUUUUGGCGUGAAAGUCUGCAUCAUUGAGCCUGGAAACUACCGGACCGCCAUUCUGGGCACGGAAGACAUAGAACAACGCAUGAGAUACCUGUGGGAGCGGCUCCCGCAGGAGACAAGAAAUAGCUAUGGAGAGCAGUACUACUACCUUUACACGAAAAACUUAAAAAAUAUAACCAGACUGGCAGAACCGAAAAUCAGUGAGGUCACAGACUGCUUAGAGCACGCCCUUACCUCUCGAAAUCCCCGGAUCCGCUAUAAUCCUGGCCUGGACGCCAAACUCCUCUACCUCCCACUGGCCAAGUUUCCCACAGCGCUGACGGACUUCAUUCUGAGCCGAUACCUCCCAAAGCCAGCAGACAGUGUCCUCUGAGGCACUGAGAAGGGGUAUUGGGAUCUGGUAAAGUGCACGGGAGUCUCAGUGUGGCUGAGUGUGAGGAGCCAUUUUUUUCAUCUGAAACCUCCCUCCCCAGGAUUUUUUAUGUCUUUCAUAAGGAGCAUCUCUCACCAUGCCAAUGCUUAACGCAAACCUAAGGUAAUGUUCCCAGAGUCAGAACCCCUCUAUAGUGCUGGGAAACCACAAAGAGUAUAAGAAGAAGAACAACCUACAUACAUAGUAUUUUCUUGGUUUUUACAAAACAUUUUGUCACAAUAACUCUGUGAGAUAGGUGGGAAAGUAUUAUUCUUUCAGUUUUACAGAUAAGCAAACUGAGAUCCAGAAAAUUGAAGUGAUUUUUCCAACGUUGCACAUAUAAGUUUGUAGCAGAGGUGGGAUCCAAACCUAGGUCUUCAGAUUCUUCAACUAAUGGUCUUUCCAUUACACCCAGUUGCAUUGCUUUCUCAGGAGAGCCAAUGACACAGUCUCCUCAGUUUUUUGCUGAAAUGUAAUGCCAAAAUCAAGAAAAGGACAAGUUCCUCCCAAAUAUUUACCCAAUAAAUAUAAUCAGUUCCCAAUUCUCCAAACUGAAGAAUGAUGAGGAAGUUGUUGGGAGUAAUUUGCAAUAGGAUAUAAUUUUUUAGAAUGUCUAUUUUCUAUUUUCAGUCUUUGAAUAUAAGGAAAAAUUUCAGCUUCUAACCCUCCAAAUUGGAAGUUGUGAAACAACACUACAAUCAUGUUAUUCAAGUAAAAACCUUGAAAUGAUUUCCCUAAAAUUUUUCAGUGUUUUAUUCAGUAGAUGGAUGCUGUACAUACUAAUAAACAUUUACAAUCUCUUCCUUUAAGGAUCUUAUUGUCUAGGGGAAUUGAUGUUGAAAGAACACCGAAUUAAUAAAAAUAAUGAAUUAAAAUGUUUCAGAAAGAAGGGACCUUCUCACUGCUAAUAUUUAUAUAUCACUUUAAGAUUCAGAAAAGGUUUCUCACAUUUGUCUUAUGAUCUGUGAUCAUUCCCAUUUCAUAAAUGAAGAAACUGAAGUAGAGAAAGAUUAAGUGAUUUGCCUGAAAAUCACAGAGUCAGUCAGUGUCUGAGGCAGCAUUUAAACUCAGUUCUUCUUAACUCCAGUCCAGCUCUCCAUUUCACCACCUAGGUGCCUUAUAAAUACUUUAGGAACCAAAUUUCAGAACUGGAAAGUAUUUCUGUGGCCAAAUCCCUCAAUAAAACAAUGAGGGGCAACUAGCUGACCCUGCACAAUCACCAAUGGGCUUCUAAGGAUUAAUCUGAACAUCUUUAGUGAGGGAUCUAAUGGCUAUAUUCUCUCUGGAGUCCUUGUCCCUCUUCCAGAUUCAUGGUGAUUGUGACUAAUGGAGCUCAGUGGAGAGGAUAUAGAUACAGAGAACCCUCUUCUUUCCUGUCCCCAACUUCCUCUUCCCCAACUAGGAAGCUUGCCUCUUUACUACAGCAAAGUCAGGGCAAAAUCAACUUAAGCAUUUUCCCCCUGUGAUUCCUCUACUCGAUUUAUUUUCUGUUGCAUGUGAAUUGGGGUUCAGGCUGGUGCAGGAUAGGAAGGCCAAAAGGAAUUUAAACUCUGCUACCAGUUUAACUGUACAAAUGCAGGGGUAAGGGAGCAUGAUCCAGGUAGGAAGAUGACAAUGUUUUCUAUUUUAGAAUAAAGGGAAAGAUUUGAUUACAUAAAACAAAGGUUCUUAAUCUUUAGGGGGAUUAUGGACCAUUUAGUCCAUGUUUGAGGAAAACCAACAGACUCCUCAGAAUAAUAUUUUUUAAUAAUUGAAGGAAACAAUAAAUUUCAUUUGGAGGUUAAUGAAAAUAACAAUUUUUCCCCAUCCAAGUCUAUAGAUACCCUAAAAUCUGUACAUAGACUCUUUUAGAGGUUUCUGCAUCCCAAAUUAUGAAACAUUAUAUUAAAAAGAGUUCUUUGCAAAGGCUGCAUUUUUGAAGGUAAAUUUUAGCUGUUAAAUUAACAAUUAAGUUAAUUAAGUUUGUUUAAUGGAUAAAAAUGUCCUUUAUGAUUGAGUAUUCAAAAACUACUCUUCUGGGAAAAAAAAUCCCUGGGGUGCACACUCUAAUGAAAAGUGCUGAUAAAGUUUUAUGUUUCUGGGAUAAGCAGAAAAGGACAAAUACUUAAAGAGAAAUUUCAUGGCAAUCUUUUCCCUUUUCUCCCCCACCCCAUCUUUAUCUUCUCCCCAGAAUAAACUACUUUAAUUGCUUUAACCAAUUCUCAUAUGGCCUAGUUUCAUCCUUCUGCUUGCUCUUCUAUGGGUUCUCAGGGACUGGCCAACGUCUUUUUAAAAAUGGAAUGGAACCCUAAGGAAGUAUUUUAAAGAAGGUCUGCUAAGUGUAGAUUAUAAUGGGAUGACCAUUACCUCUCACUUUUCUAACACUGUCUUAAUGCAAAAUGACCCCCUCACAUUUAGUUUAAAAGGUUAGAGAAGUUUGAUUUUUUUUUCUGUUAACUGUCUCCAGUAUGGAUUUGCCAGAGUAACUUUAUUAUAGAGGUUUCUAUAAAAAUAAAUUUGUAUUCUCUGGGUACCCACUGACUGAGAGCAAUGGGAAGAUGGCUCAGAAGCCUCUUGGGUGGUGAUGGGAGUAGGAUAUUGCUGAGAAUCAAUCAGUCCCUGUUCUGAUGCGGAGCAUUCACACACACACAAAAAAAUGAAAAUAACAGCUGAAUAGUAUACAUUCUUUGAAUCUGGUCAUCUCUCUGGAGAUCAUUACAUUGCAUUUGAAAAAGAGACUUUACAACACAAAGGUUAUUUUUUUGUGUCAUUGACCCUUUUGGGCAGUCUGGCAAAGCCCUUCUCAAUAUUUGAGGGAAAUAUUUCAGUUUGCGAUAAGGAAAAUAAAUAUGUAAUUUUCCCCCAACAUUCAAAUUCAAGGAUGCCCUUGAAAUCGAUCUUGUGAACCCAGGUAAAGAACUUCUGCUUUAGGGAGGAAAGAGAGGAGUCUGUCCUUCAUCCUAACAUAGAGACCUCUACCUCUUCUACCACAUGGGGUGAGUUAAGGGAUGUCUGCUCCCAGCAAGUGAAGACUUCCCCCCAGUGGAAUGGGUGGAUGAGAAUAAUUUUUUCUAAUAAUCAUGGAGGCAACUGGAAACUGUGGAACACAUAGAGCUUGGUUAGACAAUGCACAGUCAUCCACUGCAUCCUAGGCCAUCACUGGAUAUGAUUCUGGAAGAGAGAAUGAGGUUGAUGACUCUGCCUCACUUAAAUCCCAUUCAUAUGUGAUGUCAACCUAUUAUGUCAUUGGUCCUUUUUGAAAAUGAAGAAAGAACAACAAGAUGGGUAUAUCCAACCCUGAAUGACUGCUUUUGUCUUUAAACCUGGUUAGAAUUGGUUGCUCUUUUUUCUUUUCCAAUUGUUUUUAAACCAUAUUUAUUUGCUGCAUCCAGAGGGUUAAGAUCACAGUUCACCCAUAGCAUGGAUGCCAUGAACUGAAUUAUAACUAUAAGGAAUAACUUUCUCUGCUCCCUCUCUUUUACUCCAGGUCUGAGAAAUGGGCCUGGAGAUGUUAGGGGCUGGAGCUUUGCAAAUGCAAAAAGCAUUUAACUCUUAGACAAUGAGGAACAUGGUAACUAGCAUUAUCUGUGAUGCUUUGCCCAGAAUAAAAUUGGGCCUUUUGCGUUGUAGGGAACCCUUAAAGACUUUUGAGGAGAACUGUGCCUUUUUUAUUUUGAGAUGCUCUAUAUUGCAAAAUCCUAGAGAAAUAGAGCAAAAAAAAUAGACUAUAAAUGUACAGUUGAUUUUUUUCUGAUUAGUAUUUCCUUACAAGUCAGUUCCAUUGAUAUAAUUUAGCAAAAGUUGCUCGAUUGUCUAAAAAUGGAUAGGUUUGGUGCUAUUGAAUUCUUUAUGAGAUUUGAUUUACUAAUAAGUUCUGUUUUAUCAUGUCCUGUAUAAAUACUAAUAUUAAGUUUAAUGUGAGAAACCUGGAAUCAAUAGAUUGCUUCUGUCAAAUAGAAAUACUCAUAUUUUUCAUUUUUUUAUUUUAAGCAGACCUAGAUUGUUUGCUUUUUGUGAAAGCACAAUACCCUAUAAUUUCUUAGGGUGAGAAUGUCUGAGCAGUCCCAUGAGGGACUUUUGUACCAUGCCCAAGUUGCUUAACAUGGAGGCCUUUACAACCCCUACUAUGUAAGUGGAUAUAACCUCCUUUGAUUGACUGCCUUCUUCUUUAAAACUGAUGAGAUUACAGGAACACUAAUGUACCAUUGGUG
Messenger RNA from Sarcophilus harrisii (Tasmanian devil), 5541 nucleotides. RefSeq names its product short chain dehydrogenase/reductase family 9C member 7 (gene SDR9C7). The transcript is spliced from 4 exons. Bases 368 to 1312 code for a protein of 314 amino acids. The record is from RefSeq and is a predicted model, not a curated record. NCBI's taxonomy places the organism in Eukaryota, Metazoa, Chordata, Mammalia, Dasyuromorphia, Dasyuridae. Gene Ontology annotation, molecular function: oxidoreductase activity.